UUCUGACAGGAGAAAAAAAAAUGAGAUCGAUUUUGUUUUAUGUUAAAGUUUUUGUGUGAAAAAUGUUAAAAUUGAGGGUUUUUCCUCUGUGAAAAAGUCAUUUUUGAGCAUCGUGGUGAUUCAAGAGACAGCGGAGAGUUGUGAAAAUGAGAUGGAGUGCAUGUUUUCAGGUGAUUUUCCUCAUUAUUGUUCUUUUCACCGUAGCAGGAACGGCCAAUUUGGGCGAUCCCUACAAAAUUCUGGGUGUCGGACGACAUGCCACCCUGCAGGAGAUUCGAAGGGCUUACAAGCAGCUGGCCAAGGAGUGGCAUCCGGACAAGUCGAAUGAUCCGGAAGCAGAGAAGAAGUUUGUGGAGAUAAAGCAGGCGUACGAGCUACUGGCUGACACGGAACGACGGAAAGCCUACGAUCUGCAUGGGAUAACCAAUGAGGAUGCAGCCAUGUUCAGGGAGUCCCACGACUAUACGCAAUAUGGGAGAUUCUCUCCGGAUCCAUUUGAGGAAUUCUUCGGGCAUCGCUUCCACUUUGACCAGGACAUCAGUCUCUUUCACAAGCUCUCCAUCACGACAAAGUACUUUGAAACAAAUAUCCUCCCUAAAAGCCUCACGACUCCGCAUUUACUAAUGUUCUACUCGGAUUGGUGUUUCGCGUGCAUGAAAGCCGCGGGUGCCUUCAAGAAGCUCAUCGACGUCCUUGAGCCCCUUGGGACGAGUUUUGCCACCAUCAAUUCGGGGCAUGAGAAUGGUUUGGUCCGGAAACUCAAUGUUCAUUCCAUACCCUGCAUCGUUCUCAUUCUCGACGGGAAGUUCUACGUGUACAAGGAGAGUAUCUUCAGUGUUCAGCGAAUUGUGGAAUUUCUGCGUCACAAAUUACCGUAUAAGCUCGUGCCCACGGUCAAGGAUGACAAUGUUCAUGGUUUCCUCAGUGGUUGGAAUGAUAAUCGUGUCCGGGCUCUUGUAAUGGAGCCACGUGCCCAGCCACGUCUUCGAUACCUCCUGUCUGCUUUCCAUUUCCGCUUCAGGGUGGCCUUUGCCUUUGUGGAGCUCAACUCCCCCAGCAGUGAGGGAAUCAAGGAGCGCUACAAAGUCCACCCGAAUCUCGAUACAGUUCUCAUUUUCAAUGAAGACUCCACACGACCCGUGGCCAGCGUCUCAAUGGCCGAUAUUCCCUUGCAAACGCUCAAUAAUGUCAUCUCAGCUAAUCAAUAUCUCGCCCUGCCACGUCUCUCUUCCCAAGGGAUGCUCGAAGGGGUUUGUCCGACAGAAUGGAAUCGUCCCCGGAAGCGCCUCUGUGUCAUUCUUGUAACAGAAAACACCAACAGUCACGACAAUGCACGACAAUCCUUGCGGAGGAUUGCUUUGGAAUCAUCCUACAAUCCCGAGAGGGUUCGUUUUGCGUACAUUUACAAGGAGAAACAAUCGGAAUUUAUUAAUGCCUUAGUCCGGAAGGAUGAUCAGGAAACUCUCCUGAGGGUGGUUAUUAUCUGGCGCAGAGACACAAAGCACAUCAAAUACGAAUGGGUGGAUGAGGCACGUCUGCAUAUUCAUCAAAUGGACAAUGAUUCCGCUGAUCCCAACUACAAUCACACCAAACAAAAAUUGGAUGACACCAUUCAGCGACUUCUUCGUGCAUCCGAAGCUCUGAGCUAUGAGGCAGAAGUGAAGGAUCUCCUCGAUGAACAUGCUCAGGGUCUUGUAUCGCGAAUUUUCAACAAGAUUUUCCUAACAAUGGAAUAUUUAGCUGAUAAUCUAGGGCGAGAACAUAUUCUGCCGGCAAUUUCGGUACUCGGAACAGUUGGAUUCAUUCUCGGUGUGGGCUAUUUGAUGGCUUACCUGGUGCGACAGGAGGAGGAGAACAUUAAGAAGCAGCAAAAGAGUAAUUCGGUGAAUAAUAACAAUGGGAAUGCAAAGAGUCAGAGCACGUACGUUCCGGAACUUCGACUACAUGAACUUAGGGCUGAAAAGUACAAUGGAUUGGUGAGAUUGCUAAAACCAGGCUGUCGUACAAUUGUCCUCGUGACGGAUCUUCAGUCAAGGAGCAAAUUAAUUCCCGGCUAUCACAAAGCAGUAUGGCCAUACAGAAAGAACAAAACUCUGAUGUUUGCACACAUGCUGAUUGAAAAGGGGCUCACAUGGUACACGGAAUUGCUACGAUUGUCCCUCACGGAGUCUCGCGAUCUAAAAAUUAAUCCUAGAAAUUGCAUUGGCACUGUUAUUGCAUUGAAUGGGCAUCGAAAGUAUUUUUGCAUGUAUCACGCAAAACAUCCGGAAACCAAUCGUGGGGCAAAGAGAAUGCUCAAAAUGACGCGGCAGCUGAGCAACAACUACAGAGAUCCCGAAGCUGGUUCCUUCUUGGCCAUGGACAGUGAAUCAGAUAGCUCAGUGAGUACAGAAUCAGAACCGCGUAUUCUUCUCGAGGAGAAUCUCCUCGAUGGGUUGAGUAAUUGGCUCGAUAGGCUCUUUGAGGGUACAACCCAUAGAUACUAUAUUAACUAUUGGCCAGAUUUCCCAACAAAAUAGUGGCAUUAAAACGUUUUAAGAGUAAAAAUUAGCUGAAUUUUGACGAUAAAAAUGGUUUUUCAACAUACAAGAAAACAAAAAAAAUCUAUAAUAUACACAGAGAUAGCACCAAAACUUUCAUGAAAGGAAUAAUAAUAAAAAAAAAGAUUCUAAUUAUUAUAAAUUUAAAUUAUUCACAAAAUUAGUGAUAAUGCGCCCAGAAAAAUCAUCGUAUUUGGCAGAAAAAAAAGAACAAAUAAUAAAUAAUUAAUUAUUGAAAAAAAAACAAUACCUUAUACCAAAUAAUAAAUUCUAGUCACAAUUUUUAUAAAAAAAAACAAACAAAAAUGACAUCAUUUCGCUGGAUAUAAAAAAUAAUAGUUAAUAAAAGGAAAAAAUGCUGUUUUCUUAAAUACCAAUUUAAGAUUUUUCAAUGAAAUGCUCUUACACGAUACCAUAGUUGUUUAUUGGCAUUCGAUUUGCAAAAAAAAGAGUAGAUUUGUACUAAAGAAAAAAAAAUGUGUGAAAAAACCCCUCGAGAGAGUUUUUAAAUUAAUAUUGUUCCCGUUAGUGGCAUUUUUUUUCUCUAAGGAUUGUUAGGAAAGGUUUUAUAUUCUUUUCUGUUUAAUGUGUUAUUAGUUAAAUAAAUAAGAUUGAUUCUAUUUUGCAGUUUUCCCCGAAUUUUUAAAUAAAAUCAAUAAUGUAUUCCUAAUUUUAAAGUGCCAAGUGUUUUUGCAAUCAUCAUGUUCAUUGAAAUCGUUACCAAUUUUACCUACAUUUAAUGAUUUAAUUUAUUUAAUGAAGAAACAAAUUAAAUGUAAUAAAUAAGGAAAUGCUCGAUAAAAAUAAAUUUAAAAAAAUGUUGUAUGAAGGAGAAAAUAAAGAAAAAAAUCACACUCGUAGAGGAAAAAUUCAUAUUAUUGGAAUAAUGAUAAAUAUGAAGAAUUAUUCAAUAAAAAUGAAUAUUAAAUGAAAA
Messenger RNA from Lutzomyia longipalpis, 3474 nucleotides. It is a transcript of the gene l(3)80Fg, whose product is annotated as dnaJ homolog subfamily C member 16. The transcript has 3 exons. Lineage: Eukaryota; Metazoa; Arthropoda; Insecta; Diptera; Psychodidae. The record is from RefSeq and is a predicted model, not a curated record. Bases 147 to 2519 code for a protein of 790 amino acids.